AUGCCGGCCUGGAGCAGAGGAAGAGUUCAGGCCAGAAGUGCCACCUUGGGAGUCACUGUCACAGAGAUGGUGUCUGAAGCUUCAAGACUGGAGGUCACCAAGGAUGAGAAUGGGCUGGGGCCCUCGGCGCCCUUGCCCUUGGCCGCGCCACCUGGAGGCUCCGAGGUGCUGCCUGGCGCCGGCGGCCCGGGCCCGCAGCGCCGCACGCGGCGUCACCGCACCAUCUUCAGCGAAGAGCAGCUGCAGGCGCUGGAAGCGCUCUUCGUGCAGAACCAGUACCCCGACGUGGGCACACGCGAGCGCCUAGCCGGCCGCAUCCGCCUGCGCGAGGAGCGCGUCGAGGUCUGGUUCAAGAAUCGCAGGGCCAAGUGGCGACACCAGAAGCGCGCAUCAGCGUCUGCGAGGCUCCUGCCAGGAGCCAAGAAGACUCCCAAGGAAAGCUGCUGA
Pteropus alecto (black flying fox) is the source of this 447-nucleotide messenger RNA. It is a transcript of the gene GSC2, whose product is annotated as goosecoid homeobox 2. The record is from RefSeq and is a predicted model, not a curated record. Gene Ontology annotation, biological process: regulation of transcription by RNA polymerase II. Bases 1 to 447 code for a protein of 148 amino acids. NCBI's taxonomy places the organism in Eukaryota, Metazoa, Chordata, Mammalia, Chiroptera, Pteropodidae. The transcript has 3 exons. Gene Ontology annotation, molecular function: RNA polymerase II cis-regulatory region sequence-specific DNA binding; DNA-binding transcription factor activity, RNA polymerase II-specific. Gene Ontology annotation, cellular component: nucleus.